AUGCGCGUCAUAUGGGCUUACCACGAUUCAGACCCAGUGACUGUGACGAAUCUUCUGUAUCAUGGGAACGUGAACCGUGGAGCGAAGAGCAUGUUUCUUCUGGAGCCGGCUGAUAACCGAGUGAAAACCGUCACCAUACCGAGCGAUGCGUAUACCAUGGAAUUUGUACACAAUAAGGUCCGUGUACCAUCAACUUCUGACACUACAUAUUGGUGUUCAGGCUUCACGCUGCCCAGUUUUCCUGAGGUCCAUCACAUGAUCAAGGGAGAGCCAAUAGUUCCAGUCGGCCACGAAGCUCUCGUACACCACAUCGUAGUGUACGCCUGCAGCCAUCAGUUUAACUUCACCCAGUACGCCAAUUACAGUGAACCAUGUGACCUUCAGGCCAAUAUGCCUCCAGAUCUCAAGUUGUGUGUCCUGCUGUUGAUGGCGUGGGCA
Molecule: messenger RNA, 438 nt
Organism: Lingula anatina
Lineage: Eukaryota; Metazoa; Brachiopoda; Lingulata; Lingulida; Lingulidae
Product: DBH-like monooxygenase protein 1
Biological process (GO): norepinephrine biosynthetic process; octopamine biosynthetic process; dopamine catabolic process
Cellular component (GO): secretory granule membrane
Molecular function (GO): copper ion binding; dopamine beta-monooxygenase activity
Source: RefSeq, a predicted model, not a curated record